Messenger RNA from Oncorhynchus kisutch (coho salmon), 4999 nucleotides. Its product is annotated as neuropeptide Y receptor type 1-like. The transcript is spliced from 2 exons. Bases 236 to 1354 code for a protein of 372 amino acids. The record is from RefSeq and is a predicted model, not a curated record. Gene Ontology annotation, cellular component: plasma membrane; neuron projection. NCBI's taxonomy places the organism in Eukaryota, Metazoa, Chordata, Actinopteri, Salmoniformes, Salmonidae. Gene Ontology annotation, molecular function: neuropeptide Y receptor activity; neuropeptide binding. Gene Ontology annotation, biological process: G protein-coupled receptor signaling pathway.
UUCAUUCCUCCUGCAAACCGGACCUUGAGUGUGAAGUUCGGGAAAGGGGGAUACAAUAAAAGACGGCAAAAAGACUGCAAUCAAUGUUCCAGCCAUUACUAAGAGUACCGGUAUGAUUAAAACCACCGCAAACUCAAACAUACAAUAAAGACAUUAGAUAAUAUAUUGAAGUGGAAGGGAAACAUACAAAUACAUUUGGAUCCCAGUCUAAAAAAAAUAAGUUUGGACUUCUAGCAUGGAGGUGUCCCAUGUGAACAAUAGCAGUCAUCACGCCUGGUGGAAAGAGAUGCCUUGGGGCGACACAGACGAGUGCACCUCCUUCUGGAGUGGCACCACCUUCCUGAUAGUUGCCUACAGCGCACUGGUCGCGGUUGGCCUUAUCGGUAACACCUGCCUGGUGUUUGUCAUCACACGGCAGAAGGAGAUGCGGAAUGUCACCAACAUCUUCAUCGCCAACCUGUCCAUCUCUGACAUCCUCAUGUGCAUUGUGUGCCUGCCUGUAACCAUCAUCUACACCCUGAUGGACCGCUGGAUCCUGGGGGAGGCACUCUGUAAGGUCACACCCUUUGUCCAGUGCAUCUCUGUCACGGUUUCCAUCUUCACCCUUGUCCUCAUAGCCAUGGAGCGCCACCAACUCAUCAUCCACCCCACUGGAUGGAAGCCCAUGGUGCGCCACUCCUACCUGGCUGUAGCCAUCACCUGGUUAGUGGCCUGCUUCAUCUCUCUUCCUUUCCUCUUCUUCAACGUCCUCGACAACAGUCCUUUCCAGAACAUGAGCCUCCCGUUCAAUCUCUUCACUGACCACUUAAUCUGUAUGGAGCGAUGGCCCUCAGAGCACAACCGACUGGCCUACACCACCUCCCUGCUGCUCUUCCAGUACUGCCUUCCCCUCAUCCUCAUCCUGGUCUGCUACCUGCGCAUCUUCCUCCGUCUCCGACAGAGAAAAUACAUGGUGGAGCGAGCCAGGGACAACUGUCAGAAAAAAGCCAAGGGGUCAAAGAGGAUCAAUGCCAUGUUGUCCUCCAUUGUGGUAGUGUUUGCCCUCUGCUGGCUCCCGCUCAACAUCUUCAAUACCUUGUUUGACUGGAACCACCAGGCCAUCCCAUCCUGCCAGCAUGACAUAAUCUUCUCUGCCUGCCACCUCACAGCCAUGGCCUCCACCUGUGUCAAUCCCAUAAUCUACGGCUUUCUCAACAGUAACUUCCAGAAAGAGCUAAAAUCUACCCUAUACCACUGCCGCUGCUGGGGGUCACCAGAGAGUUAUGAGAGCUUCCCUCUUUCUAUUGUCAGCACAGAGGUCACUAAGGGGUCAACCUUGAGCAAAGGAUCAAUGAGCAUGAAUGUACAGUCCUGACCCAUUCAGAAAAGGAGAGAGAAAGUAUAGAACUUCAAUCCCCAUUGUCUUAACCAUCCAUUGAAGGUUGACUUGUUGAGCUUAAUGCUGGAGCAAGGGUUGACAUGGCUGGAGUUGUUCAAAUUAGUCACAGGGGAUUGUUUUGUGUCUUAACAAUCAAUGGUUGGUCUCUUCGGUGGGCAUGGAGAGAAAUGGAAAAGUAAGAACACUGUGACCUAAAAUAGAUUUUACAGUGUCCUCAAUUAGAUACAGUGCAUUCAGAAAGUAUUAACAAAACAUGGCCAGUGAUUAAAGAAAUCUAAUCCAUUUUAAAAUUCAGGCUGUAAAACAAAAAAACGUGGAAAAAGUCAAGGAGUGUGCUGUUACAGCCUGAAUUUUAAAUGGAUUAAAUGUAGAUUUUUUUAGUCACUGGCCUACUCCAUAAUAUGAAAGUAGAAUGAUGUUUUUUCAAAUUUUUUACAAAUUAAUUAAAAAUGAAAAGAUGAAAUGCCUUGAGUCAAUAAGUAUUCAAUCCCUUUGUUAUGGCAAUCCAAAAUAGGAGUGAAAAGAGUAAACAAUUGCUUAACAAGUAAUAUAAAGUGUUUAACAUGUUUUUAAUGACUUCAAACCUACAGGUGUCCUUCCUAACUAAUUUGCCAGAGAGGAAGGAAACCGCUCAGGGAUUUCACCAUGAGUCCAAUUAUGACUUUAAAACAGUUAGAGUUUAAUGGCUGUGUUAGGAGAAAACUGAGGAUGGAUCAACAACAUUAUAGUUACUCCACAAUUCUGACCUAAUUGAAAAGAAGGAAGCCUGUACAGAAAGAAAAAAAAUCCAAAACAUGCAUCCUGUUUGUAACAAGGUACUAAAGUAAUACUGCAAAAAUUGUGGCAAAGCAAUUCACUUUUUGUCCUGAAUACAAAGUGUUGUAUUGGUUUGGAUUUGACCCAAACAUAUUACUGAGUACCACUCUCCAUAUUUGUAAGCAUAGUGGUGGGUGCAUCAUGUUAUUGGUAUGCUUGUAAUCAUUAAGGACUGGGGAGUAUUUCAGGAUAAAAAAUAAACUGAAUGGCAAAAUCAUGGAGGAAAACCUGCUUCAGUCUGCUUUCCACCAGACAAUGGGAGACUAAUUCACCAUUCAGCAGGACAAUAACCUAAAACACAAGGCCAAAUUUACACUGGAGUUGCUUACCAAGACGACAGUAAAUGUUCCAGAGUGGCCAAGUUACAGUUUUGACCUAAAUCUGCUUGAAAACGUAUGGCAAGACCUACAAAUGGUUGUCUAGCAAUGAUCAUCAACCAAUUUGACAGAGCAUGAAGAAUUUUGAAAAGAAUAACAGGCAAAUGUUGCACAAUCCAGGUGUGGAAAGCUCUUUGAGACUUACCCAGAAAGACACUGUAUUCUGUAUUUCAUUUUCAAUAAAAUCACUUUGUCAUUAUUGGGUAUUGUGUUUAGAUGGGUGAGAUUUUUAAAAAUGUAUUCCAUUGUAUGUGUUUAUACAAUUUAGAGCACGUGUCAAACUCAUUCCGUGGAGGGCUGAGUGUCUGCAGGUUUUCGCUCCUCCCUUGUACUUGAUUGUUUAAUUAAGGCCAUUAAUUAGUAAGGAACUCCAGUCACCUGGUUGUCUAGGGCUUAAUUGAAUGGAAAAAAAGAAAAAACAGCAGACACUAGGCCCUCCAUUGAAUGAGUUUGACACCCCUGCCUUAGAGGAAGUCGAUGAGUUUAUGAAGGUGCAAAGGUCUUCUCCAGUGCAAACACUGUGGAGUAAAAGAUGUGGAUUUACACCAACAUAAUAUUUCAAUGUAUUAUUUAGGUCUCUAUAGAAUAUGUAAAGUUGGGAGGGGGUCGUGGGGGAUUGUUUUUGGCAUAAAAAAAAUAUGAGUACAGAAUAUUGUAUGGAACUUUAUUUAGAAACACAGUAUUUUAUUGGUUGUCUAAAGUUUGAUAAGCGAGAGGGAAAUCUAAUGAAUUGAAGGUGAUUUGUUGAUGUAAAAAUCUAAAUUUACAGACAUUUUGGCAAAUAAAAUGUGCCCUGUGAAAAACGUCUGAAUACCAGAGCUAUAGUGUAACCAGAUGUGUUGUAAUAUUUAAACUUGCGUUGCAGCACAUUAUAAUUUAAGGAAUUCUAGCGGUCCACUCACAAAGCCAUCCCACUGGGUACAGAUAUCAAUUCAAUGCCUAGGAUUGACUUACAUUUUGUUGAGUUGUCAACUAACGUGAAUUCAAUGUGAAAUCAAAAAAAAAAUCACCAUGUCAUUGGAUUUAGGUAAAAAAUUGGUUGAAUAAUUUACUAAAUGCUCUUACGUUGAUGACCUUUUAAAAUUCCAAGAAAAUUUUCCACGUUGAUUCAAUGUCAUCACAGAUUUUGGGGGGUUGAAAUUAUGUGGAAACAACGUUGAUUCCAUCAGUUUGUGCCCAGUAGGAUGUUUGAAUAAUGUGUCAUUUUGAGAUUGUGCUUUUACUCAAUGUUUUUACAGAAUUUGCUUUUAUUAUCCAGCUCACACUAUCCUUCCAGCCCACCUUGUGUAAUUCCAUCCCUCAUUCCGAGACUCAUGGAAUAUGCAUGUUAAGGGAUGUCAAGUGCCAACCACUUCCAAUGGUCAAUUUGUGAUAUUGAUGAGGGUUUAAUGGGAUAGUUUUGUCAAUGAUUUCCUUCAUAGAUAUGAAUAAUGUGAUCUUUACAAUGACAAAUGAUUUGGCUAAGAUCACAUCAUGUCAAUGAAGUCCUCAGAAUUGGUUUGUAAACAUACCAAUGUAACAGAACAGAGUUAUAGAGUUUCAACAAGGAAAGACUUUGACAAGGACUGACAUUGAGAACUACUGAUUUAAAGCAGAGUGCCCGUCACAGACAUUCUACCCACCAAGGUUUACUGCUAAAUAUAUUACUGUCUAAGCAGCUGACUUUGAUAAAAAAAUGUGCUAUCCAACAACCAUAUAUCAAGCACCAUAUAACAAAUGAAAGAGAGCAGUAAAUGAAUACACUGUACUUUAUGAAUGCAGCACAUGGAACAAUAUCCUACUGUAUAUCCUUGCUCUCUCACUGAGGUCCACUGAGUCUUUGUAUGCACAGUAAUAUACCUGGUGCCAUGUUUAGAUGCAUUGUCUGCAUUGAACUCGAUAUGUCUCUUGCAUUGCCAUGUGGGACAAUUGGUUUAUAAUAUUAAUUUGGAAUCAAUCAUUCAACAUUUCCAUCUGUUCUCCCUCUAAUCUACUCUCGUAAACAGAUUUUCAUCCAUUACCUUUUGGCAGUUGCAAGAAUGAUUAUUCAAAAUGAUCAAACUGGAACUCAUUCAUGAAUGUGUGCAAUAUUUAGUUAUUACUAGUUUUGCAAGGUAAAAUGAAGUCCAGUUUGCCAUAUACAGUAGUGCAAAUAUCAGGCCAUAUUUUGUCUAAACAUUUGUAAGAUAGCUGCGUUUCUGUUUUCCUAUUAUGAAAAAAUGUAAAUUUAAAUAUAUGGCUCUUAGCCUCUGCAUAAUGUUAUCCAAUGUGCAAAGAACGUUCUCUGUCUACUGCGUAGUUAGCAAUGAGCUUUUAGAAGCAAGAUGAAGUGUUCUACAUUAUCUGUAUUCCUUUCUACAGCGAUAAUCUUUUACAAUGAAAAGUUACAAUACCAAUAGAUGUUACAGUAGCUAUACGAAGGUUCAAUAAAAAGUUAAUAAAAAAGUGA